Molecule: messenger RNA, 634 nt
Organism: Ilex paraguariensis (yerba mate)
Lineage: Eukaryota; Viridiplantae; Streptophyta; Magnoliopsida; Aquifoliales; Aquifoliaceae
Source: the annotation of a GenBank genome assembly
AUGGAAAAGGCAUGCAAUUGGGAGCAUCAGACUCUUAUAAAUGAGCUAACCCAAGGGAGGCAGCUAGCAAUCCAGCUCAAGAACCAACUUGACAAGACGAAAUCGCCAGAAAGCUCUGAGUUUUUGGUUGGAAAGUUGCUUUCUUCCUAUGAUAAAGCACUCUCGCACCUAAACUUGAGUGCUUCAAUGGGAGAGACUUUUCCGGUAAUCGGAAUGUUGGAGUCCCGUCAUUUCACUGCCGGAAGUCCAAGGAGUGAGGACUCGAACCGGUACAGCAAGGAUCAAAGUCACAGAAGUGUCUUGAAAAAGAGAAAGAUAUUGCCAGAACGGAGGAAGCAGGUGAGGGUUUGCUCGGAGACAGGGCUGGGAUGUCCACCUGAUGAUAGUUAUGGUUGGAGAAAGUAUGGGCAGAAAGAGAUCCUAGGAGCCAAAUAUCCAAGGUGUUUUAACUUCGAGGUUGAGAAAAUGGGCAAGAUGGAGCCAUUUGGACAUCAGGACAUGUACUGUUUUCUGACUUCUUCAGGAAAAUACCCAUCUGUUUGGAAAUGUCUUCAGCUCAAUCUUAAGAGCAGUGCACGUCAAACUGUUCAAGAGACAGCUACAUGGCCACUUGCAUACUUACUUGAUGUUAUUG